This is a messenger RNA of Castor canadensis (American beaver), 4493 nucleotides long. It is a transcript of the gene Rilpl1, whose product is annotated as Rab interacting lysosomal protein like 1. NCBI's taxonomy places the organism in Eukaryota, Metazoa, Chordata, Mammalia, Rodentia, Castoridae. Gene Ontology annotation, cellular component: cytoplasm; ciliary basal body. The record is from RefSeq and is a predicted model, not a curated record. Gene Ontology annotation, molecular function: small GTPase binding; dynein light intermediate chain binding; protein dimerization activity. Gene Ontology annotation, biological process: cilium assembly.
CGAGCGCGGGGGGCGCUGCUCGGGGGAGAUCGGCUUCCGAGGGCGGCGGGCGGCGCUGCGACUGGUCCCCGCCGCCUCCAUUGCGCCCAAGUCGGAUUCCCAACUUGGGAGGCGCCGCGGCCCUGCGCACGCGCGCCUUCCUCGCCACCGCCGCCGCGGCCUCCUCCUCCUCCUCGGCCUCCUCCGCCUCGGCCUCCGCCCCCGCCGCUCCCCGGCUCGGCCCCUGCCCCAUGCCCGCGCCGUGCGUCCUCGGCCCGCUGAGCGCGCGGGGGGCCCUCGCCGCCCCAAGUUUAGGACUUGCACCAUAGUUGGCCCGGGGACAGUCGCCGGGACCCCGCCAUGGACGAGGAGCGGGGGUCCGCGCUGGCGGCCGAGUCGGCGCUGGAGAAGAACGUGGCCGAGCUGACCGUCAUGGACGUGUACGACAUCGCGUCGCUCGUGGGCCACGAGUUCGAGCGGGUCAUCGACCAGCACGGCUGCGAGGCCAUCGCGCGCCUCAUGCCCAAGGUCGUGCGGGUCCUGGAGAUCCUGGAGGUGCUGGUCAGCCGCCACCACGUCGCGCCCGAGCUGGACGAGCUGCGCCUGGAGCUGGACCGUCUGCGCGUGGAGAGGAUGGACCGCAUCGAGAAGGAGCGCAAGCACCAGAAGGAGCUGGAGCUGGUGGAGGACGUGUGGCGUGGGGAGGCACAGGACCUCCUCUCCCAGAUUGCCCAGCUGCAGGAGGAGAACAAGCAGCUCAUGACCAACCUCAACAACAAGGACGCCGGCCUGUCCGAGGACGAGUUCCAGAAGCACGAAGGCAUGUCGGAGCGUGAGCGGCAGGUGAUGAAGAGGCUGAAGGAGGUGGUGGACAAGCAGCGAGACGAGAUCCGUGCCAAGGACAGGGAGCUGGGCCUGAAGAACGAGGACGUGGAGGCGCUGCAGCAGCAACAGACCCGGCUCAUGAAGAUCAACCAUGACCUUCGGCACCGGGUCACGGUGGUGGAGGCCCAGGGGAAGGCCCUGAUCGAACAGAAGGUGGAGCUGGAGGCGGAUCUGCAGACCAAGGAGCAGGAGAUGGGCAGCCUGCGGACAGAACUCGGGAAGCUGCGGGAGAGGCUGCAGGGCGAGCUCAGACAGAACGGGGAGGAGGCGCCCGAGAUGGAGCCCGGUGAAGAGGAGUGUGCCUCAGAUUCGGAGAAGGCGGCCCUGGAUCUGAAGGACCCCAACCGCCCCCGGUUCACGCUGCAGGAGCUGCGGGAUGUGCUGCAUGAGAGGAACGAGCUCAAGUCCAAGGUCUUCUUGCUACAGGAGGAACUGGCCUACUACAAGAGUGAAGAAAUAGAAGAGGAAAAUCGAAUGCCCCAACCUCUACCCAUCGCACACCCGAGAAUGUCCCCCCAGCCAGAGUCUGGGAUCAAGCGACUUAAAGAAGGUCCUAUGAGUGACGGGUUUAGCUUUUUCUCCAGAGACAAGAAGCGCCUAGCCAACCCUCAGAGACACGUGCACAUCCACGAGUCCUUCGGCCAGUGGGCAAACACCCACCGUGACGACGGGUACACAGAGCAAGGACAGGAAGCCCUGCAGCACCUGUGACCUUGGCCCCCCUCUGCCCUUGGACCUGACCCUUCGCAGCCUGGACUGGGUCACUGCCUCAUGCCUCUCCGUGCAAAUGCACCCUCGAAACCCACCACUCGGACAGACCGUCUGCUUUGAGGGCGGACGCUGCAAAACUGGUGCCAAACUCUAGAGAAAGUGUUUAUUUAUAUCCAGGUCUAUCACCGUUUAUAACAGAUGCCUCUGAUCUCUUAGGAUAUAUGUUUAAUAAUCCCACGGGCAGAGCCAGACGAUGGUGUUAACUUUAGUAACAAGCUUCUGUAAGCCAAAUUCAUCACUCACCUCUAUAACUGCUGUUUUACUUGCUUUGUAUAAAAUUUUAGUUGUAGAGUUUUUAUGGUCACCUUUGUCAUACUUGCGAGGGAGACAGGGAAAUGGUAGCUUUAUAUUAUGGAAUUGCAGGUUGUAUAGGAUGUAUCCAUUGGACACAGGAUAAGUGACCCCUACUCGGACAUAAAGUGACCGUCCAGCCACCCAGAGGCCAGAGAUGGCCUUUGGAGAGCAACAGCCAUUCCUGGUGAGGCCUGGGUGGAGCGGGCAGCCCUGUGCGAGUCAGUGUGCCUUAGAGUCUGCUGUGAAAAAGCAGUUCUAACCAAACAAAGUUGCUAUGGAUGAGACAUUGCAACAUUUCUUGUGUGUAUUUUUCUUAUCCUGGCACCUUGUUUCCUUUUGGUGUUCACCAGGUGAAAUACUUAGUCCCUCGCAAAGACAAACACAGCAGGUGAUACAGGACAGUGGGUCGGGGAGACAUAGCAGAAGAAAGGCAAGAGGUGGGCAAAUGACUUGAGGCCCACAUGCCCUAGUUGACUCAGAGCUGCAGGAGCCAACAGAGGAGUUGGGGGCUGGGCUUCGUUCUUUCUUUCCCCCCACAGAAUGCCCGGGGCACAGGACGAGGCCAAGUUCUAUGCAUUCUGCUAGAUUUGCUGAAAGACCAGCAGGUGAAGCACACGUGUAAUCCCAGCCCUUGGGGAGGCCGAGGUAGGAGGAUUUGAGGCUACCUGGGCUACACAGUGAGACCUUGCCUCUAAAAAAAAAACCAAAACAACGGCUGGUGGAGUGGCUCAAAUGGUAAAGCACCUGCCUAGCAAGUGAAAGGCCUGGAGUUCAAACCCCAGAACCGCCAAAAAAAACAGAUCAAGGAUGGUAAUGCAUAUCCCUACAACAUCCAGUCAGUGCCAACAACCAAGAAUUGCCCAGCCUGACUGAUCUACAGCGCCAAGGUCUAGUACUAACUUUGAUUCAUUUAAUUUAUUAAUGGAUAACGUGUUAAUGGCUAUCGAGGAGCUGCUGAUAGAAACUUCCUUCCGAUCCUUCACUGUUAAAACCAGGUUGGCACACUUUCACACGUGUGCAGCAGCCUGCAGAACAAGCUGGAAAGACUGGCCACGCCAAAGGGGAUCUGUGUUUGUCAUGUCAAACUGCUGAAGUCCCUGCUGUUAGAGUUGUACCUUUCCUCUUUAAGUUACCAGGGCCACACGUGAAGCCCCAAUGAAACAAGGAGGGGGAUAAGUACGCCUGUUUUAAAUUCACCCAUGUUUUGAGGGGCAGAGUCAAUGACCAUGAACCCUGCACUAGGCUGUUUUUCUCCUGCUGGAGUCACAGGACACAUGCUUCCCUGCUGUGGGGAGGGAACACACUGGGUGCCACCACAGGGACACUUUGUGGCUGGAAUGUGAACGAAAUCAGAAAAGAGCCUCGGUGGGGCUGCUCUGUGAGCCUAAGAUAGUAAAAUCCUAUACUGGAACUUUACCAAGGAAAAAGCAUUCUUUUCUAAAACUGUUUUAACAGCUGAUAGCAAUUUUAAAGCAUAGCAAGCUGGUCCACCUGCUGUGUAGCACUGUGACAGAUUCCUAUUUUAUAAUGUAUAUAUUUAUUUUUGGUGGUACUGGGCUUGGGUCUGCUAGGCAAGCACUCUAACACUUGAGCUAUGCACCCAGCCCAGAAAUGCAUACUUUUAUGUAAAAACCUGGCAGUGAAGGCUGGCUGUGUAGCUCAAUGGUAGAGUGCUUGCCUAGCAUAGGGAGGCCCUCAUUCCAUCCAUAGGAAUGCAAAAAAAAAAAGACAACUGAGCUUUCAAAGCUAGACACAUUUGUAAAAUGCUAAACACCACUUUUUUUUUCUUUUUUCUUUUUUAAUCCUGAGUGCUGUGGUACUUACCAAAGUUCACAGAAUUUAAGGUUAUAAUAGAACCAGGUCUCCAGCAAACCAAAGGUCAGCUGAUGAGAAAGGAAAAGGAAAAGCAGGGCUGGGAUGUAGCUCAGUGGUUCCUUCCGCAUUUGCCUGAACCACUGGGUUUGUUCUCAGCACCAAAAAAGAAAAGAUAACAAAAAAAGGUAAUCCACCAGAACCAGUCACAGCUCUUUCAGUGGUUUUGACCUCUCCUGUUCAUUCUGGUCUCACUCUCUCUUCUGUUGAGCCUUAUAUUUUCAAAGGGCUGGAACACCGCCCUGGAUCACAGCCCUGCAAUGCUGCUUUUUAAUUUUAAAUGCCGGCCAGAAACAGAAAGGAGAUGUCAGCAUUCUGCACCCAAGCAAGCGGAGGUACAUUUGUUUGAAAGCAGUGGCUGCAGACCCAGACGUUCUGGCUGCGUCUGGUGUUAAGGCAUCCCCACAGACAUACUUUUCUAUCCCCUUUUUAGUUCAGUUCAGCAAACCCUGGGGCUGUGGACAUGAGGAUGGAAAAGACAGAACUUAUUCUAAGCAGAUUAGGGUCCCCAGGAGUCACAGAUCAGUGUGGAGGGUUUUAGGCGAUCGCCUCUUUGCCACAGAUUCAAAAUAACUCCAGAUAGACAGAAAAUCAGGCCAAAUUUUCCAUGUCAAAGAAUGAGAACAGAAGUCUUUACAAAGACCUCUGUACAAAUGCCAGCAACUAUAGUUUUUUUUUUAAUUAAAAAUAAA